UGCCCGGGGACGCGGGCCGCGGGCACCACGGCCCCCGCCGUGACGCCCGCGGCCGAUGCCCUCUAUGCCCUCCUGCGCGCCUUCCGCUGGGCACGCGUGGCCCUGGUCACCGCCCCCCAGGACCUGUGGGUGGAGGCGGGACGCUCACUCGCCGCGGCUCUCAGGGGCCCGGGGGUCUGCCCCGUGGCCCUGGUGACAGCCAUGGAGCCCUCGAAUCGGUCCGGAGCCCGGGAGGCCCUGAGGAGGGUCCAGGAGGGGCCCCGAGUCAGAGCGGUGAUCAUGGUGAUGCACUCGGUGCUGCUGGGGGGCGAGGAGCAGCGCUGCCUCCUGGAGGCUGCAGAGGAGCUGGGCCUGGCCAACGGCGCCCUGGUCUUCCUGCCCUUCGACACGCUGCACUACGCCUUGGCCCCGGGCCCGGAGGCCUUGUCCGUGCUGGCCAACAGCUCGCAGCUCCGCCGGGCCCACGAUGCGGUGCUCACCCUCACGCGCCGCUGUGCCCCGGGAGGCAGCGUGCUGGACGCCCUGCGCAGGGCCCAGGAGCAGCGGGAGCUGCCCCCUGACCUUAAUCUGCAGCAGGUAUCCCCACUCUUCGGCACCAUCUAUGAUGCGGUCUUCUUGUUGGCGGGGGGCGUGGCGCGAGCUCGGGCGGCGGUAGGUGGCAGCUGGGUGUCCGGAGCAGCUGUGGCCCACCACGUCCAGGAUGCCCAGGUCCCGGGUUUCUGCGGGGCCCUGGGAGGAGCCGAGGAGCCCCCGCUUGUGCUGCUGGACACAGAUGAGGCGGGGGACCAGCUGUUCGCCACAUACAUGCUGGACCCCACCCGGGGCUCCUUCCGCUCUGCUGGGACCCCAGUGCAUUUCCCUGGAGGGGGCCAGGGGCCUGGGCCCGAUCCCUCUUGCUGGUUCGACCCAGACAUCAUCUGCAACGGAGGAGUGGAUCCGGGCCUCGUCUUUAUCGGCUUCCUCCUGGUGGUUGGGAUGGGGCUGACAGGGGCCUUCCUGGCCCAUUAUGUGAGGCACCGGCUACUUCACAUCCAAAUGAUCUCAGGCCCCAACAAGAUCAUCUUGACUCUGGACGACAUCACCUUCCUCCACCCACAAGGGGGCAGCUCUCAAAAGGUGGCCCAGGGUAGCAGUCGGUCGAGUCUGGUCGCCCGCAGCGUGUCAGACAUUCGCAGCGUCCCCAGCCAGCCUGCGGAUAGCUCCAACAUCGGCCUCUAUGAGGGAGACUGGGUUUGGCUGAAGAAAUUCCCCGGGGAUCAGCACAUAGUUAUCCGCCCAGCAACCAAGACAGCCUUCUCCAAGCUCCGGGAGCUGCGGCACGAGAACGUGGCCCUCUACCUGGGGCUCUUCCUGGCGGGGGGAGCGGACAGCGCCGCGGCCCCCGGGGAGGGCGUGCUGGCCGUGGUCUCGGAGCACUGCGCCCGGGGCUCCCUGCACGACCUCCUCGCCCAGAGAGACAUCAAGCUGGACUGGAUGUUCAAGUCCUCCCUGCUACUGGACCUCAUCAAGGGAAUGAGGUACCUGCACCACCGAGGCGUGGCCCAUGGGCGACUUAAGUCCCGGAACUGCGUGGUGGACGGGAGGUUUGUGCUUAAAGUCACCGACCACGGCCACGGGCGACUCCUGGAAGCGCAGAGGGUGUUUGCAGAGCCUCCCAGCGCGGAGGACCAGCUGUGGACCGCCCCGGAGCUGCUCCGGGACCCGGGCCUGGAGCGCAGGGGGACGCUGGCCGGCGACGUCUUCGGCGUGGGCAUCAUCAUGCAGGAGGUGGUGUGCCGCAGCGCCCCCUACGCCAUGCUGGCGCUGACACCCGCGGAGGUGGUGCAGAGGGUGCGGAACCCCCCUCCGCUGUGUCGGCCCUUGGUUUCCGUGGACCAGGCACCCAUGGAGUGCAUCCAGCUGAUGACACAGUGCUGGGCAGAGCAACCGGACCAUCGGCCCUCCAUGGACCGCACCUUCAGCCUGUUCAAGAGCAUCAACAAGGGCCGAAAGACCAACAUUAUCGACUCCAUGCUGCGGAUGCUGGAGCAGUACUCCAGCAACCUGGAGGACCUGAUCCGGGAGCGCACGGAGGAGCUGGAGCUGGAAAAGCAGAAGACAGACCGACUCCUCACGCAGAUGCUGCCUCCGUCUGUGGCUGAAGCUCUGAAGAUGGGGACCCCUGUGGAGCCCGAGUAUUUCGAGGAGGUGACACUGUACUUUAGCGACAUCGUGGGCUUCACCACCAUCUCCGCCAUGAGUGAGCCCAUCGAAGUAGUGGACCUGCUCAACGACCUCUACACGCUCUUUGAUGCCAUCAUCGGCUCCCACGAUGUCUACAAGGUGGAGACCAUUGGGGACGCCUACAUGGUGGCCUCCGGGCUGCCCCAGCGGAACGGGCAGCGGCACGCGGCAGAGAUCGCCAACAUGGCCCUGGACAUCCUCAGCGCCGUGGGCUCCUUCCACAUGCGCCACAUGCCCGAAGUGCCCGUGCGCAUCCGCAUCGGCCUGCACUCGGGCCCGUGCGUGGCGGGCGUGGUGGGCCUCACCAUGCCGCGGUACUGCCUGUUCGGGGACACGGUCAACACCGCCUCGCGCAUGGAGUCCACGGGGCUGCCUUACCGCAUCCACGUGAACGCGAGCACCGUGCGGAUCCUCCGCGCUCUAGACCAGGGCUUCCAGAUGGAGGUGCGCGGCCGCACGGAGCUGAAGGGCAAGGGCGCGGAGGAAACGUACUGGCUGGUGGGCAGACGCGGCUUCAACAAGCCUAUCCCCAAACCGCCAGACCUGCAUCCGGGGGCCAGCAACCACGGCAUCAACCUGCAUGAGAUACCCCCUGAGCGGCGCCAGAAGCUGGAGAGGGCGAGGCCGGGCCUGUUCCCGGGGAAGUGA
This is a messenger RNA of Myotis lucifugus (little brown bat), 2871 nucleotides long. It is a transcript of the gene GUCY2D, whose product is annotated as guanylate cyclase 2D, retinal. NCBI's taxonomy places the organism in Eukaryota, Metazoa, Chordata, Mammalia, Chiroptera, Vespertilionidae. Gene Ontology annotation, biological process: intracellular signal transduction; protein phosphorylation; cGMP biosynthetic process. Gene Ontology annotation, molecular function: guanylate cyclase activity; peptide receptor activity; ATP binding. The record is from RefSeq and is a predicted model, not a curated record.